AUGAGGUGCAGCUGUUCUGUCCAUAGGAUAAAGCCGGUUCUGAAGGUGGAGGGCAUGUCCAAUGGGAUGUCCCUGGGGCGGGCAGCAGCAGGGGCAGGGCUCAGUGACAUCUCAGCUCAGGUGCAACAAUACCAGCAGUUCCUGGACGCGUCGCCGCUGCCUGAGUUCCCAGAGUUGGAUCUGCACAGACCUCUUCCUGACGGGAUCAUUCCAGAACACAUCACAGCCUUCCAACAGCUCUACAGGGAACACUGUGAGGCCAUUCUGGAUGUGAUGGUGAACCUGCAGUUCACUCUGGUGGAGACGCUGUGGAAAACCUUCUGGAGGUUCAGCGAGAGCAUCGACGCAGACACACUCGGCGUUCAUGGUGAGUCAGAGGAGCGUCUACCUAAGUGGUACCUGGUGGUGCUGUGUAAGUACCAGCCAGUUGUUCACUGGACCAGAGACUGUGACAACACACUGUACCAGGCCCUGGUGGAGAUCCUCAUCCCUGACGUAUUACGACCCAUCCCCAGUGCCUUAACUCAAGCCAUCCGUAACUUUGCCAAGAGUCUAGAGAUCUGGCUGACAAGCGCCAUGAUGAACAUACCAGAGGAGAUGGUCCGCAUCAAGGUGGUGUGUGCGGGAGCAUUUGCCCAGACGCUGCGUCGCUACACCAGUCUAAACCACCUGGCCCAGGCAGCCAGGGCCGUCCUCCAGAACACAGCCCAGAUCAAUCAGAUGCUGAGUGACCUCAACAGAGUUGACUUCACCAACGUGCAGGAGCAGGCGUCGUGGGUGUGUGGUUGUGAGGAUGGUGUGAUCCAGAGGUUGGAGCAGGACUUCAAGCAGACGUUACAACAACAUAAUUCUCUGGAGCAGUGGGCUGCCUGGCUGGACGGCGUGGUCUCCCAGGUCCUAAAGCCUUACCAACACAGCCCUGCAGCCUUCCCUAAGGCUGCCAAGCUCUUCCUGCUGCGAUGGAGCUUCUACAGCUCCAUGGUGAUCCGGGACCUGACUCUGCGUAGUGCUGCCAGCUUUGGAUCCUUCCACCUGAUCAGACUGCUGUAUGAUGAGUACAUGUACUACCUGGUAGAACACAGAGUGGCCCAGGCUAAAGGAGAGACGCCCAUCGCUGUCAUGGGAGAGUUUGCCAGUGUGGGCAGGAGUCUGAACGGUCAGGACCCUGAUAAAGAUGAGGAAGAGGAUGAGGAGGAGAGUGAMGAAGAGGGGGUAGAGAUGACCGUGCCGUCUAACUCCGCUGGUCUGGGAGAGGGGGAGGAGUCACUGGAGCCGCCCGUCAAGCUAGCCAGGACUGACCCCCGGGGACUGUUCAAUACCACACACACAGAGUGACUCACACACACCCAACACGCACGCGCACUGACAACUUAAAGACACGCUCUCGACCUCGCCGUUGGCUAACAUAACACACACACACCCUCAAUAACACACAUACACACACUCAUCCUUUGCCUUAAUGAUAGUUUGCUAUGAGCCCAUUUGUGAUCCCAAUGCCAUUAAGUUCCUUAUCUGUUCCUGCAACCUCACAACCUGUUUGUCUGCAGCCUUGAUCUCGUGUGUGUGUGUGUGUGUGUGUGUGUGGUGUGUGUGUGUGUGUGU
Messenger RNA from Salvelinus sp. IW2-2015, 1602 nucleotides. NCBI's taxonomy places the organism in Eukaryota, Metazoa, Chordata, Actinopteri, Salmoniformes, Salmonidae. The record is from RefSeq and is a predicted model, not a curated record.